ACAAGACAUCAAAUUCCCCAACUGCAACCCUUUGCUCGACUCAAAACCCUCACCUCAAUAAGGCCUCUCGACCUAGCGCGGCCGCCGCAACAAUGGCGUCCCUCUUCAAGGACCCGAGCAAGCUGUCGGUGUACCGGGACCGGCGGUUCCUCGGGACGCAGGAGGAUUUCGAGGCGGCGCUGCUCGCGUCGCUGACGGUGUAUGUGGGGAACAUGUCCUUCUACAGCACGGAGGAGCAGGCCUACGAGCUAUUCUCCCGCGCCGGCGAGAUCAAGAAGAUCAUCAUGGGCCUCGACAAGAACACCAAGACCCCCUGCGGCUUCUGCUUCGUACUGUACUACUCCAGGGAAGAUGCUGAAGAUGCAGUCAAAUAUAUUAGUGGCACAAUGCUUGAUGAUCGCCCAAUUCGUGUUGAUUUUGAUUGGGGCUUUCAAGAAGGCAGACAAUGGGGCCGUGGAAGGAGUGGUGGACAAGUUAGAGAUGAGUACCGCACAGAUUACGAUCCUGGAAGGGGUGGCUAUGGCAAGAUGGUUCAGAAAGAGCUAGAAGCACAAAGAGAGUUGGUUGACUAUGGUGUAGGUUUUCAAACAAAUGCUCCACCUCAGUUCGACAGAGCUGACAGGAAGAGAGGAUACAACGACCGGAAUGACAGAGAUUACCAACGAAGACGCUCUGGGCCAGAUACCUCCAGGAGAGCACCUGACUCGGACUCUAGGAGAGAUGCAAAUCAAGAGCCUGAGAAGAAUCCCAGAUUUCGCGAGAAAGGUGAUUCUGACGAGGAAGAAGAUGAUUACGAUAAGAAACGCCGUCGCUGAACCCGAGAAGCAAAUUGUUGCCAUAUGCCAAUGCCCAAAUGACUUCAGUUGUAGGAUUAUCCACUUUAUCCUGUUGUAUGCCGUAUAACUUAAGUUUCCCUUGGGAGAUAUUUGUGUUUCUUCUGCAUUUUAGAGUCUGUUCAUCAGCGUAUGCAUAGCCUUCACAUGUGACUGAUAUGAUAUUCAGCACCCAUUGAAACGUGUGCAUGUGUAUGCUACUGAUUAAGACUGUUUUUACAUGAUUAACAUAACCUGAUAUUUGGCUACUA
This is a messenger RNA of Lolium rigidum, 1084 nucleotides long. Its product is annotated as nuclear cap-binding protein subunit 2-like. Bases 93 to 815 code for a protein of 240 amino acids. Gene Ontology annotation, molecular function: RNA cap binding. Gene Ontology annotation, biological process: mRNA cis splicing, via spliceosome. The transcript has 8 exons. NCBI's taxonomy places the organism in Eukaryota, Viridiplantae, Streptophyta, Magnoliopsida, Poales, Poaceae. The record is from RefSeq and is a predicted model, not a curated record. Gene Ontology annotation, cellular component: nuclear cap binding complex.